Molecule: messenger RNA, 831 nt
Organism: Mytilus californianus (California mussel)
Lineage: Eukaryota; Metazoa; Mollusca; Bivalvia; Mytilida; Mytilidae
Product: solute carrier family 23 member 1-like
Exons: 6
Coding region: 52-831 (259 amino acids)
Biological process (GO): transmembrane transport
Cellular component (GO): membrane
Molecular function (GO): transmembrane transporter activity
Source: RefSeq, a predicted model, not a curated record
AUACCUUAUCCGGGACAGUUUGGAAGAAUUGAAUUCAAUUCCGGUGUUUUCAUGGCUUUCAUCGUUGCUACAUUAUUAUCGGUUGUUGAAUCUAUUGCGGAUUACAACGUAUGUGCAAGAUUAUGCCACGUUCCUUCACCUCCACUACCUGCGAUAAAUAGAGGUAUCAUGGUAGAAGGAUGUAUGUCGAUGAUUGCAGGAUUCUUUGGAGCAGGACAUGCAACAACUACCUACAGCAAUAACAUUGGAUUAAUUGGGAUAACUAAGGUCGCAAGCAGAAGAGUUACUCAGGUUUUUGCUAUACAGCUAAUUUUGUGUGCUAUAAUUGGGAAAUUUGGAGCUAUUUUUGUUACUAUACCCUAUCCUGUGCUAGGUGGAUCAGCAAUUUUAAGUAUUGGCUUAUUUCUAGGAAUUGUUAUGUCCUAUAUGCAGUACACAGAUAUGAAUUCUCCAAGAAAUCUAGCUGUAGUGGGCGUGUCUAUCUUAGUAGGAAUAAUGGUUCCUAACUGGGUUAAAGUAAAUUUUGAAGUUAUUAAAACAGGAAGUGAAGGGUUUGACGAGUUUUUGAUAAUGCUGCUUACCAACCCUUCAUUCACUGGUGGCUUUAUAGGUUUUGUUUUAGACAACACCGUUAAAGGCACUAUGAAAGAACGCGGAAUGGAUGCAUGGUCUUUAGAUGAAAGUAAGUCACCUGAUUCAGAGUCGCAUUAUGAAGAAGGCGUAGAAAUUUAUGAGAUACCAGUUUUAACUAAACACUUGAAGAAAAUAUCAUGGCUGAAAUAUCUACCUGUAUUUCCAACUUUCACAUCUCACAGUUGUCAAUAUUUGUAG